AUGGCCACAGCUGCCUCCAGCCCCUACACCCUGCUCGGCUCCAGCCCCAUGAUCCACCCGGACAGCCAGGCCAUGCAGCCCGCUAGCCCCUACAGAGGACAUCAGAAACUCCUGCACAGCGACUACCUGCAGAACGUGCAGAGCAACGGGCACCCCCUCGGGCACCAGUGGGCGAGCAAUCUGUCGGAUAGCAGCCCGUGGUCGGCCUCCAUGGAGCAGCAGGACGUCAAACCGGGCAGAGAAGACCUGCAGCUCGGCAUCAUCCAUCACCGCUCGCCCCACGUCGCUCACCACUCCCCGCACCACGGCAACCAUGGCAACCACCCGGCGGCGUGGGGGACUCCGGUGUCCCACAACUCCUCCAUCAGCAGCGGACAGCAGAUCAACAUCUAUUCCCAGACGGGCUUCACGGUCAACGGCAUGCUGGAGCACGGCGGCCUCAGCCCUCCGCCCAACCCGCAGGGCCAAGCCAUGCACCCGGGCCUCAGGGACACGCUCAGCCCGGAGCACAGCGACCUGGGCGGGCACCACUGCCACGACCACUCCGACGAGGAGACGCCGACUUCGGACGAGCUGGAGCACUUUGCCAAGCAGUUCAAGCAGCGCAGGAUCAAGCUGGGCUUCACGCAGGCCGACGUGGGAUUGGCUCUGGGGACGCUUUACGGUAACGUCUUUUCCCAAACGACCAUCUGCAGGUUCGAGGCUCUGCAGCUGAGCUUUAAAAACAUGUGCAAACUCAAGCCGCUGCUGAACAAGUGGUUGGAGGAGGCAGACUCGUCCACGGGCAGCUCAAGCAGUAUAGACAAGAUAGCAGCUCAGGGGAGGAAGAGGAAGAAGAGGACGUCCAUCGAGGUCAGCGUCAAGGGAGUCCUGGAGACGCACUUUCUCAAGUGUCCCAAACCCUCCGCGCAGGAAAUCACGUCGCUGGCGGACACGCUGCAGCUGGAGAAGGAGGUGGUCCGCGUGUGGUUCUGCAACCGAAGGCAAAAAGAGAAGCGGAUGACGCCGCCCGGGGAGCCGCCGCCGCCGCCGCCUCCGCCGCCCCACGACGGCUCCUACUCGCACGGCGGCGGAGCGGGCGACGCGUCGUCCUGCCACGACCUCUGA
Molecule: messenger RNA, 1107 nt
Organism: Syngnathoides biaculeatus (alligator pipefish)
Lineage: Eukaryota; Metazoa; Chordata; Actinopteri; Syngnathiformes; Syngnathidae
Product: POU domain, class 3, transcription factor 4-like
Exons: 1
Coding region: 1-1107 (368 amino acids)
Biological process (GO): regulation of transcription by RNA polymerase II; brain development
Cellular component (GO): nucleus
Molecular function (GO): DNA-binding transcription factor activity, RNA polymerase II-specific; RNA polymerase II cis-regulatory region sequence-specific DNA binding
Source: RefSeq, a predicted model, not a curated record